AUGAACAUCAUAGACCAACUCAACCAGUCAAAGCAACUGGUCCAAAGAGACCCCAAAACUCUACCUACGGUCCUCAAAAUCAUCAUCCCAAUUGCAACUCAACAACCUUCAUCCAAUGACCUAUCAAUUCAUCAAUGGUGUUCACAAUUCUUUAACGAUAUAACCUCCCCGGCUAAUAAAGAUUUCUCAUUCCAUCAAAGGCAAGAAACUUCAUCCAUGAUCCUACCUGCUUUGAUCCAUCUUUCCAAGAUUAAUGAUGUCUUGAUCUUCAAAAAUGUUGUCCUAACUUCCACAAAUAUUUAUGAUUGUAUAUUUGAUCUUGUUGCUAAAACUUCAAAUUCUUUAAUUUGGCAAGAUUUUGAUCAUUUGAAGCAAACAAUCAUUGCUGCUUGGUCUUCGACCUAUCCAUUGGUCCCAUCAAAUGAUUCAAGUUUGGAUGAAUCAAGAUCAAUUGGUGUGAAGUUGACUAUAUUGAAAUUUAUUUCCAAAAUUAUAAUUAUCCAAACUUCAAAUAUAGUUUCCAAGGAUCCAAGAAGGUCAAAUAAUAAUAAUAGCAAUGAAAUAUCAAUUGCCAAUGUUAAUGAAAAUCAUACAGUUAUUAAUAAGAAUGUCUUGGAUGCUGAAGCUAAAGGUUUAUUAGAUUUAUUAAUCAAUUAUUUAAAUGAUGAAGAAUUUUUAAUCCCACAAAAAUUUAUUGGUAUUUUCAAUGCACUUGUUAUAAUUUUACAGAAAAGAUUCCAACUUUUCAAUACAAAGAUUUUAAAUUCAAUUAUAUCAUUCAAUACCUCCAAUAAAUAUCAAUUUUCAAAUGAUUCAAAUUUAAAAUUUAAAUUAAUGAAAAGAUUUAUGAAUCGUUAUUUGAAAAAUUUAUUAAAUUAUUUAACAAAAUCAAAUUUAUUAUCACAACAAUCUCCAAUAUACAACAAGGCCACCAAUUUAAUCAAUGAAAUCAAUUCAUCAAUGGAUAUAACAAGGAAAAGAGGUUUAUUAAAUGAAUCAAUUGAAUCAAACAAAAAAAUCAAAUUAGAAAACCCCCCAUUACAACCUUCUACAAAUUCAUUAAUCACAAAUGAUAAUCAAUAUUCAUCAUUAUACACAUUAAUUGAAUCAAAUAAUGAAUUACGCAAUUUUGAUGUCUCACAAAUCCCUUUGAAAACUUUAUCAAACAUUGCCAUCGCAACGUUAUUAAACGUUGAUAUGAAUUCAUUAAUCAGUGCACUAAGUAUUGUUUCUGCUCGUUAUGCAGAUUUAAUCAACAAGACACCACCACCACCACCACCUCCCUCAUCUACCUCCAUCCCAGAAGUUAAAGAACCAAUUGAUGAUACAGAAAAAGAUGACCAAGACAAUAACCAAAUCCUCGAGAUGGACAACAUAGAAUCAACAUACAUCCUCCCACAACCAUCCCCUUUAUCAAUCCAGGACAAGAAAACCCACCUCAACCUAAUUAUUGAAAACUUCUACAAACUAUCCAACACCACCACCACUUCCACCACCACCUCCAACACACCAGACACAUCCCACAAACUAAACAAAAUCGCCAUAACACAAUGGGACUCCAAAUCCUGGCUAACCAUCCUCACCCGCCUCGCCACACGCGGACUAUCCCAACAUCCCCAAUACGCUGACCUCAUUCGUGAAUCCAUCUUCCAGUACUUUCUUGCAAACAUCCAUGACCGGAUCGAUAUAGUGAUUGAGUGGCUCAAUGAAGAAUGGUUCACAGAGUUCAUCACAGACCGCAAGACACCAACGUAUUUGCAGUGGUGUGAGAAGUUGAUGGAUACGUUGAUCCCGUUUUUGGAGAUGGGGGAUAGACGAAUUUUCAUCAGGUUGUUGAGUGAGGUGCCCUACUUGAAUGCAGAGCUCGUGGGGAAGUUGAAGUCGUUGUGUAUAGAUCCUGAGAGGAGUGCACUUGGUUUCCAGAGUUUGCAGUUUUUGGUGAUUUAUAAACCACCGGUGAAGGAGGUGUGUUUGGAGAUACUAAAGGAUUUUUAUGAGAAUAAUGAGGAUUUGAAAGAACGGGCGUUGGGGUUGUUGAAGAAGUAUUUGCCUGAGGAGUAUAGUUAG
Molecule: messenger RNA, 2067 nt
Organism: Hansenula anomala
Lineage: Eukaryota; Fungi; Ascomycota; Saccharomycetes; Phaffomycetales; Wickerhamomycetaceae
Gene: PTA1
Product: RNA-processing protein PTA1
Exons: 1
Coding region: 1-2067 (688 amino acids)
Cellular component (GO): mRNA cleavage and polyadenylation specificity factor complex
Source: RefSeq, a predicted model, not a curated record